UUCUAAUUUGCAGAAGAUGUCCAGAGAAAGCCGUGCUAAAAAUACAAAUGAAAAAGGUAUUUCAAAAGCAGAUCAGAAAUACCUUAGGAAGUAUUACGAAACCUACAGAGGCUCCCCAAGAUCAGCUGAUGAUUCACAGACUUUUUCCUCUCACUGCUACAGAAAAAUAGCAAAGGAUGCUAAAAUUUGCAGUUCUUUUUUCAAAGCAAAAGAAAUAAAAGAUGCUUUGUCUUCACCAAAGUUUUGGCUCACAAAAUUGGAGCUCAUAGCUAAGGUCUCAGAUCAAAUCGAACUAUGGUAUAAAGAACAGACUUUAAAGGAUAAGCAUGAACACACCUCAUCUAACCAUGAAGAUUCUCUAAUGGGCGAUUCUCAUGAUAGCCAAGAAGGUGCAAAGAGACCCUCCAGAUCGGAUCAUAAUAGAGAUGUUUCAAUGACUGCUGGGCCAGAAAGAUCCCCUCAAAGUAUUAAAAACCACUCAGCUGGGUCUCGAUCUCAUGAUAAUGAAGAUACUAAAAAAUCAUAUCGUGCAGAAUCAAACUCUAUUCCUGACUCCAAUAACGAGGUUAUAAAUCAUGACUCUCAACAACAAAAUCGUUAUCUUUCAGGUGAAUAUGAUGAGAAUAAUAAUUUCAGAAAUGAUGGAGACUUACAAGGUGAACUCUCCCAAGAAUCCUCCAUCAAAGAUGGCCUUAACUAUAAUCCUUUCGAUAAUGAAGAAGACUGUAAACUUCCUGAAGAGGAACCCCUCUUGGAUGAAUCUAAACUCAGGUUUGAACAUCCAGGAUUUAAGAAUAGGGGCAAUAAUUGAUUCAUGAUAGCUAUAGUACAGAUGCUCAUCUCUAUUCCUGAGUUCGUGCAGUAUUUUGCCGAUAAUAUCCCAAAAGAAGGCUAUAGAAAUCAAUCAUAUUUGAAAGAAUAUCAGUUUUCUGAGCAAACUCGGAAACUCAUUAAAAAAGUAUUCUAUGAAAAUCCAGAGUAUGCAGAGGUAAAUACACUAAGGAGACUAUCAAGAAAGGAAUUCCCUCUCUAUCGUCAGCAUGAUGCAUGCAAAUAUAUGCUGCAUUUGUUUGAAAACUUACAGAAUGAACUCAACCCUUAUGCUACUCACUUUGUGUCCUCAGGGCAUGAGGAUUAUGCUGCUGCUUGGAUAGAAUAUUCAAAGACUCAUGACUCCCUCAUUGACAAACUCUUUGUAGGAAUGUAUGAGACAGUCAUUUUAUGUAACAGAUGCUCUGAAGAAACAAGAACUUAUGAAGAAUUCAUAAACAUUCCUCUGGCAAUAGAAACCGAUGAAAGAGGAGCCAAGUCCCUUGAGUUUUUUGAAAAUCAAAAAGAAGUCGUUUCUUGUGAAUGCCAUUGCUCAAAGUGAGAGGAUAAUACUCUUUGAGUAAUCUAUAAAAGAAUAUGCAAGGCUCCAAAAUUUCUUCUGCUUUCCAUUCAAAGGUUCGAUCAGGCUACUUUGCAAAAAGUUGGUGAUGAGUUGUUCUACCCUACAGAUUUUAAAUUAGAGCUUCCUGGUAACAAAAAGACUGCUUAUGACUUAAAAACUGUAAUCUGCCAUUCUGGUUCACUGAACGAUGGCCACUACUUCGCUUACUGCAAAAGAAAGAAUGAAUGGAGAUGCUACAAUGACGAAUACGUGUUAGAAUCAGAUAUCAACGAAGCUGUCAACGAAGAUGCCUACAUGUUGGUUUAUAAAGUACAGGAUAAUUAAUUACUCAAUUGUUGAAUCUUG
This is a messenger RNA of Moneuplotes crassus, 1738 nucleotides long. Lineage: Eukaryota; Ciliophora; Spirotrichea; Euplotida; Euplotidae. The record is from the annotation of a GenBank genome assembly.